CUCCACUUGACAGAAAAGCCGACUUUGGACUAAUUCAAGUUUCAUGACAUUUUGCUGUUAGGAGGUAUCUUACAAGAAGACGGUGAGGGGCUGCCACUGACGAGGACGGACGGAGUGAAUACAGAAGAAAUAUGUCACAUCAGAUGUUUCAUGAAACUGGGCAAGAUGGCCGAUCAGUCCUGGGGAUGCUGGAGGUACAGGUAGAGAGAGAUCCAAAGACCGGGGCCACAGUGGUCAGGUCAGUGGCCCCCGUGUCCGCACCGGCCGGCGGUCCCAACGCAACCACGGUGUUCGAUGACGGCAGGAAGAGCAUCCACGCCCUGGGCGGGUCGGCCGCUCAACCCUCCACUGAAGAGCUCGGUCAGAUCUUGAGCGCCAUCGAUGGCGUUGGGAUGAAAGUGCUCCUGGAGGAGGUGGCAGUGACCCCGAACAAGGCAGAAGCCAAAUCGGAGGAUGAAAGAGGCAACAGGGCACUGAAUGAAAACAUCCUGCCUCUGAUUUCCACUCACACCGUGUCAAAGGUAGAAAAGACGCAGCUUGACGACUCAAGAAGCGACCCGUCGGAAGCUGUAGAGAAGUCUACCACAAUGGUGGUCACAGACGUUGCACAGCAAGUGGACCACAUUGAAGAUCAGAGACUGGAGGAGGGGCCGGUCACGCUCAUGUUCCUGGGAUACACUGAUGGUACGACCGGCGAGGACGAGGCCCAGGAGGACCAGGGAGGCCCGAUCACCGUGGAGCGAGUCAUGAUCACAGAGGACGGAGAAGAGCACGUCUUAGGCCCGCAAACAUCGGUGUCUCUUCAGCCUCCGUCAGACAGAGAAUCACAAGACGUCAAGAGAAAGCCUGAGGGUCUUCAGGAUGUUCCCCUGGAGGAGAAUGUAGGAGGGGCUAAAGUCAAGGAAGGUGAUGAAGAGCUUCAGGAGUCGUCUUUACCCACUGCAGCAGAGGGAGGGGGCAAAGCCAAGCGCAAGACCUGUCAAUGCUGUUCCGUCAUGUAAGAAAUCUCCAAGGAGCGACUCACUGACUGUUUGACUGGUAUCACUACUUAUUCUUAUUUACUUCGGACCAUUUACAGUCACUAAUUCAUGAUAGAAUUCAGGAGAAGAACAUGCAAACACCUCACAGAAAUACUCUGAACCUAGAAUCUUCUAGGCAAGGCGGAGCAACCACUGCACCACCGUGCAGUCCGCCGUCAGCACUUGAUAUGUCCUCUGAACAUUCCUGUUAAAGGACUCUUACAGCUGCUCUGCUCGACUAAUAAAAAUAACACUUGCUCCCCCUUCUGGACAAAGGAGAGAAUGUAAAACAUGGCCUCAUGGACUCAACUCUCCUUCUCUUUGCCUUAUUGAGACUCAUCGAAUCAGCCAAAUAUGCUCCAGACUGUACGAGUGAAGUGGGAGGCAUGCUUUUAGAAUGUAUAUUUCAGCUUUCAGCAUAUAUAUUUUACCAGUUAUGUUAAAAUUUAUUGGCCGUUUGAUAGAAUGUGUACUUGAAAGUGUAGAAAAUUUAGUUUUCCAAAGGGCUACUCUCAAAUGCAGUUAUCACUGUGAAUGAUACA
This is a messenger RNA of Salarias fasciatus (jewelled blenny), 1561 nucleotides long. Its product is annotated as paralemmin-1-like. Gene Ontology annotation, biological process: regulation of cell shape. The record is from RefSeq and is a predicted model, not a curated record. Gene Ontology annotation, cellular component: membrane. The transcript has 4 exons. Bases 132 to 1001 code for a protein of 289 amino acids. NCBI's taxonomy places the organism in Eukaryota, Metazoa, Chordata, Actinopteri, Blenniiformes, Blenniidae.